GAGCGAAAUGAAGCCUACCGGCGAGCGCGCAGGAAAAACCGAAAACGUUAACACGUUCAUUCAGUCAGCGGCACACCAAUCCGGUCGAUUACCUUCUGAGCUUCGUCUGCCUGAGCGUCUCGCGAAAACCCUUCAUUCACCGUGCAAUAUUGUUGUCGACGACUCCGAUCUUUCUCCACCAAAUCCAGUAAUCUUUCGAUAACUAACUGCGAAACGUCCGAAUAGUGUUGUUUACCUCCGCGUAACGUACGCCGUCGUAAUUUAAAAAAAAACGAUCAAUAUGGCUAAAACUGUAUUGAAUCAUGAUAACACCACAACUCAUUUGGAUUACAUGAGCUCCUUGGACAUCGAUGUUGAAGCUCAAUUUGUUCGUCUCUCUGGUAUCAUCUGUACUAUUGGACCUGCUUCGGUUGCUGUGGAAACACUUGAGCAAAUGAUUGAUUCAGGCAUGAAUGUUGGUCGCUUGAACUUUUCUCAUGGUUCCCAUGAAUACCAUGCUAAUACCAUAAAAAACUUGAGACAAGCUGCUGAAAACUAUGGCAAGAAAAUUGGUGUGUAUAGUCCAUUGGCUAUUGCUUUAGACACAAAAGGCCCAGAAAUAAGAACUGGCUUAUUAGAAGGAGGUGGUUCAGCUGAAAUAGAAUUAAAGAAGGGUGAACAAAUCCGUUUAUCUACAGACAAGGCUUUUGAAAAUAGUGGAAAUGCCACUAAUGUCUAUGUUGACUACCCUAACAUAAUCAAAGUAGUGAAACCAGGCAAUAGAGUGUUUAUUGAUGAUGGUCUUAUUUCUUUGAUUGUCAAAGAAAUUGGUAGCAAUUUUAUUGUAUGUACCAUUGAAAAUGGUGGUUCAUUAGGAAGCCGCAAAGGUGUAAACUUACCCGGUGUACCAGUAGAUUUACCAGCUGUUUCUGAAAAGGACAAGAGUGAUUUAAAAUUUGGAGUUGAUCAAGGUGUAGACAUGAUUUUUGCAUCUUUCAUCAGAGAAGCAGCUGCAAUUAAAGAAAUCAGAGAAAUCUUAGGUGAAAAAGGAAAGAAAAUAUUAAUUAUUUCAAAAAUUGAAAACCAUCAAGGUAUGAAAAAUUUGCAAGAAAUCAUUGAAGCUUCUGAUGGUAUUAUGGUAGCCCGUGGUGAUUUAGGCAUUGAAAUUCCACCAGAAAAAGUCUUCUUGGCUCAAAAAGCUAUGAUUGCAAGAUGCAACAAGGCUGGAAAACCGGCAAUAUGUGCUACUCAAAUGUUGGAGUCUAUGAUCAAGAAACCUCGUGCUACUAGAGCCGAAUCUUCUGAUGUUGCUAAUGCUAUCUUAGACGGAGCUGAUUGUGUUAUGUUAUCUGGAGAAACAGCUAAAGGUGAAUACCCAUUAGAGUGUGUACGUACUAUGGCUACUAUCUGCAAAGAAGCUGAAACCGCUGUUUGGCAAAAGCAGUUGUUUGCUGAUCUAUCAUCUGCUGUCAAUGUGCCUUUAGAUGCUUCUCAUACAACUGCUAUUGCUGCUGUGGAUGCUGCUAAUAAAAGCAAAGCAGCUGCCAUUGUUGUACUCACAACAUCAGGACAUUCUGCUCAUCUUAUUUCCAAAUACCGUCCACGUAGUCCUAUUAUAGCUAUAACCAGAGAUGCACAAGUUGCUCGUCAAUGCCACAUAUACCGUGGAAUUUUACCUUUGUAUUACAAUGAAAAACCAUUAAGCGAUUGGUUGAAAGAUGUGGACACUCGUGUUGUACAUGCAAUUAACUUUGGAAAAUCCCGUGGAUUUAUUAAAACCGGAGAUCCUGUGGUGGUUGUCACUGGAUGGAAGAAGGGUUCUGGAUACACCAACACGUUACGUAUUGUGUAUGUACCUGAUCAAGAAGAUUUUUCUCUUACAUGUUAAUAACAUUAAAUGUGAUUAAAUGGGCACUAGGUUUUAAAGAAAUAAUUAGAUUACAAAGCCCAUUCAUAGAAAAAAUAAAUAUGUUUUGUUACAACUAUAUGUAUUCCAUGAUAAUUUAUCAGUUUCAUAAAAAUAUAUUAGGUGUGUAGUAAAUGUUUUAAA
This is a messenger RNA of Sipha flava (yellow sugarcane aphid), 2029 nucleotides long. RefSeq names its product pyruvate kinase-like. The coding region runs from base 281 to 1867 and encodes 528 amino acids. Gene Ontology annotation, cellular component: cytoplasm. NCBI's taxonomy places the organism in Eukaryota, Metazoa, Arthropoda, Insecta, Hemiptera, Aphididae. The transcript has 9 exons. Gene Ontology annotation, molecular function: pyruvate kinase activity; magnesium ion binding; potassium ion binding. The record is from RefSeq and is a predicted model, not a curated record. Gene Ontology annotation, biological process: glycolytic process.